Messenger RNA from Alosa sapidissima (American shad), 499 nucleotides. RefSeq names its product lymphocyte antigen 6G-like. Lineage: Eukaryota; Metazoa; Chordata; Actinopteri; Clupeiformes; Clupeidae. The transcript has 6 exons. The coding region runs from base 65 to 499 and encodes 144 amino acids. The record is from RefSeq and is a predicted model, not a curated record.
CCUCUCCAUCAUGAUAUAAAGAGGUUCUGCACAGUGCAUCACCUUCUGCAUCACUGCAAUCAACAUGAAACCCAGCAUCACCCUUGGUGUUUUGUUCGAACUUCUCUCUGAAGUGGCUGCACUCACUUGUUACCAGUGUGUUGCUGGUACCUCCCAGACCUGCACAAAUACUCAAACCUGUAGUGCAGGAUCAUGUGCCAGCAUGACUGUGAAUGCAUAUUCAGGUGAUACAAGACAAGAAGUCAAUUUGUGGAGCUGUGCAUCUCUGGAUCAGUGCAUCUCUGGGUCAGUUAACUUCGGAAUUGCAAGGUCAACAAUAAGCACUAAAUGCUGUAAAACAGACCUCUGCAACUCUCAGAAGACUCCAGAGGUAAAUACAAAUACUCCCAACGGGAAGAAGUGUUUCACCUGUGAAGGAGAUGACUGCACAAAACAGCUGUGCUGUGUUGGAAAUGAGGACCGUUGUAUUAAAUCAACAAUUAAUACUGGGAUGGCGUAG